CCGUCAGUAUGGCCUUGUACGGCUGUGCAUUGGAACCAGAACACGAUUGUAGGCGCGUUGCGCUACUAUCGAGGCCUUUCGUACCGAAACAGGGUCCUGGAUACGACGUCAUGGCGCACUCUCAACCUCGGCAUGUCGCCAACCCAUUGGAGAUGA
Molecule: messenger RNA, 156 nt
Organism: Bipolaris zeicola 26-R-13
Lineage: Eukaryota; Fungi; Ascomycota; Dothideomycetes; Pleosporales; Pleosporaceae
Exons: 1
Source: RefSeq, a predicted model, not a curated record